Messenger RNA from Bubalus bubalis (water buffalo), 4210 nucleotides. Its product is annotated as translation initiation factor IF-2-like. NCBI's taxonomy places the organism in Eukaryota, Metazoa, Chordata, Mammalia, Artiodactyla, Bovidae. The record is from RefSeq and is a predicted model, not a curated record. Bases 1 to 753 code for a protein of 250 amino acids. The transcript has 2 exons.
AUGAGGAGGGCAAUACCCGGGGCCCGAGACCGCCCACCCACGAGAGGGGUGCGCGCCAGCCAGUCCCCCGCUCCAGCCUUCGGCCCCUGGCCGGGAACUUACCCUCGAGCCCGUCCCAGGUGCUCACCGCGCGCCGCUCCGGCUUCUCCGCGCUCUCCGCGGUCCUCCGCGCUCACGGGUCGGGGGCUCGCAGCCGCUCGGGCCCGCAGCCGCUCGCCCCCGCAGCGCUGCCUGAUCAGGGUCGGCGCCGGCUCCGCGCCCGCGCCCGCGCCCCGCGCCAGCCGCACGCGAACUUUCCGGCGGCGGCGACGCUGGGCGGCGGCGGAGGGGGAGGGAGGGGGCGGGGGCAGCCUCGGCCCGCAGGUGGAGCGGCGGCCGAGGGUCCCCGCCUGCCGCUCCGAGCCCCUGCCCGCGCCUCCGCCCUCCUGCCGCGGCCGCGGGGAGCGACUCGCCGCCCCGGAGCCCCUGCCCGACAGACCCCUCCCUGCGCGCCGGUGCCGGCACCUGCCUCGCGGACUCCUAUCCUGCGGGACUCUCCCCGAGGACGCUGCCCCGCAGACCUCCUCACCCAGAGCUCACUGGGGAGACCCCCUCCCGGGGAACCCCGGCCGGCCGAUUGCAGCUCCCAGCCGGGAAAGGAGCGGUGGACGGACAGCACCGUCUAGAAACACCAAGAAACUCUAUCAAGAAGGAAAUGUAAUCAUAGCCCCAGGUCACCCACCGACCCUACACCAGCAAAAUUUCCACAAUUAAGGUACGAAUACAGAAGGUCAUGAUGCCUCUGGAUUGAGGUGGGGGAAGGGGGCGCGAGGGCCCUGGUUGGGGUGCUGGGAAGUUGGGAUAAUGCUGUACAGAGCAAAUCAAGAUCGAUCCAAACUAUCCAUUGAGCAUCUACUGUGUCUUGGAUGCUGGGAGACGGAGGGAAGCUGACAUCUUAGGAGAGGGAGGCGGACGAUACACAACCCAGCAGAUCUGCGUGUUCCUGCUGUGACGUCAGGUUCUGAUAAAGAAAAUACGGCAGAUGGGGAGAUAGAGUGAAGAAUGUGGUUACUGUACAUAUUUUCUUCUUAAAGUCCUGGAUGUUCCCAGGCCUUGCCUACCCCUCCCCCUAAAAUUCCCACUGCUCCAAACUGGGUGUUUCUCCCUUAGUUUUCCAUACUGCUGUUGCACAAAUAUAGAAAUGAUGCAUGAUAUCUGUGGCAGGUUUUUUUUUUUUCUUGUUGUUGUUGUUGAAGUAUUGUUGAUUUACAGUUCCAUGGCCUGUUCUUAAAACACCAGGUCUGAUAUAUCUGUUUUUUUGCUCAGCAAUAUGCUUUUGGGCUGCAUUCGUGCUGACCUGGGUUGGGGAGUGAGUAUUUAGUUAUUAUUUGAGGGGAUCACAAUGGAGUUCUUUACUUAAACCCCCUAGACAUGUAAACACCUAGGAAAAACUCAACUCUCCCAUUUUUGGUCUAAAAUAUUAAAAAUAGGGACUUCCCUGAUGGUCCAGUGGCUAAGACUCCGUCCUCCAAUGCAGAGUCCAGGUUUGAUCCCUGAUCAGGGAAUUAGAUCCCACAUGCUGCAGCUAAGCAUUUGUAUGCCACAAGUAAAGAUCUAACGUGCUGCGAUGAAGAUCAAAGAUCCUGAGUGCUGCAAUUAAGACCCAGCGUGGCCAAAAAUAAAUACAUUUUUAAAAAACAUUGAGGGUGGGCUACAAAAGUGUACUAUAAAAUACACAUAGGACUUUUUUGUUGCCCUCAAAUUCCUUCAUGACCCCCUGCAGUCCAUCCUCACCCUCCAGGCCCCUGGCCAUCACUGACCUGAUUUCUGGGCCUAAGGGUCUGCCUUUCCAAGAAUACAUAUAAAUGGGAUAUAUAGUCUUUCGUGUCUGGCUUCUCAUAUAUGGCAAAGUUUUUGAGAUCCACCAGUGGUACAGCCUGUAAUAGUGGUUACUUCUGCUUGUUGCUGAGUCCUGUUCCACCAGAUGGAUGGCCUGAGGUUUUGGUUAUCCAUUCUGUUGGUGGACAUGGACAUUUGGGUCGUUCCCAGUUUGUGUGUGUGUGUGUGUUCGUUGAACUACAUGGCAUGAAGGAUCUUAGUUUCCUGGGACUGAACCCACGCCCCUUGCACUGGAAGCGCAGAGCCUUAACCAUUGAAUCACCAUGGACGUCUCAAGUUGUUCUCAGAUUUUGGCGUUGUGAAUUCGUCUCCUCUAAACGGUUGUGUGCAGAUCUUUAUGUGGACACAUGUUUUCAUUUCUCCGGAGGAAAUACCUCGGGGUGGGAUUGUGGUUCCCAGGCCCAUGUCUGACUUUAUAAGAAACCUCCAAGCUCUUGUCCUGAGCAGCUUCACUGUCCUGCAUCUCCAAUGGCCUUUAGGGAGAGCUGCCAUCGCCCCAAAUCCUUCUAGGCCCUCAAGCUCCUCAGGGUUUUUGAAUUGUCGAUUCUGAUUUUUUAACCAUUCUACUUCCAGUAUGUUCCAAUGCAAGUCCUUCACCAGAUGCAUGUCUUGUAAAUAUUUUCUCCUGUUCAAUGACUUGCUCUCCUACUUUCUUAUUUGUUCUUCAGAGAGCAGACGUUUUUUAAUUUUGAUGAAAUCCAAAUAUCAUAUUUUUGUUUCAGGACUUGUGCUUUUUGUGCCCCAUCUGAGACAUCUUUGCCUAAUCCAAGGUGGCUAAGACUUUCUCCCGUGUUUUCUCUUUAAGAUUUGUCGUUUCAGCUUUUACACAUUGAUCUAUGAUUUAUGGUAAGCUGUCCUGGCAUGUGGUACAACAUGAGUUUGUUUGUUUGGCAAAUGCACCCAGUUGCUCCAGCUCCAUUUACUGAAAAGACUGUUUUUCCUCACUGAGUUGCCUCAGCACCUUUGUAAAAGAAUCUCUUGACCAUCACUGUGGGUCUUUUUCUGAACUCUCUUCUCUUUCAUUGUUCUCUAUGUCCAUCUUUAUGUCAAGACUGCGCUCUCUUGGUUACUGUAGCUUUGUAGCAUGUCUUGAAAUUGGGUACUGUGACUUCUCCAGCUUUAUUCAACUCUUUCAAAGAUGUUUUUGUACUAUACAUUCAUUGCAUUUUCAUUUGAAUAUUAAAAUCAGGUUGUCAAUUGCUACCAAAAAAGCCUACUAAGAUUUUGAUUGAGAUUCAGUUGAAUCUAUACGUUAAGUUGGGGAGAAAAGACAUCUUAACAUUGAAUCUUCCCAGCCACAAACAAGAUGCAUCUCUUCAUUUAUUCGGGUCUUUUUUAAUUUCUCUCAGCAAUGUUUGAUCAUUGUACACAGGUCAUACAGAUUUUUGGUUGUUGUUAGGGAGAGUAUUUCAUGAUUUUUGAUGCUAUCGUGAAGGGUAAUUUUGUGAAAUUUCUGUUUCCAGUUGCUUAUUGCUACUGUAUAGAAAUGCAACUGAUGUUUUCGCCUGUUAAUUUUGUAUCCUGUGACCUUGCUAAACUCAUUUAUUAGUUCUACUUGUGUGUGUGGAUUCCUUGGGUUUUUCUAUGGAGGUGACCGUGCAGUCUGUAAGAAAGGAUGUUUUCUUCCUUUACAAUCUGUAUACCUGGUUAUUUAUUUUUUGGUAACUUAUUGUACAGGCUGUGACCUGUAGGACAACAUUGAGCAAAAGUGAUCAGAGCUCAUAUCCCUGCUUUAUUCCCAAUUGUUGGGAGAAAAGCAUUCAGUUUUCCACCAGCAAGUAUGAUGUUAUUUAUAGGUUUUACAGAGUUGCCCUUUGUCAAUUUGAGAAUGUUUCCAUUCAUUCCUAGUUUGCUGAGAGAUUUUUUUUUUAAUCAUGAAUGAAUAUUGAAUUUUAUCAGAUGUCUUUGCUUUUUGUGAGAUUUGUCUUUCUCUAUUGUUGUACUGAAUAACACUGAUCUUCAAACGUUUACUAACCUUGCAUUCCUGGGAUGCAUUUCAUUUGGUCAUGAAAUAUUCUCCUUUUUAUGUACUUCUGGGUUAGAUUUGCUGACAUUUUAUGAAGAGCUUUUGCAUCUGUGUUUGUUAAGGAUUUUAGUGUGUAAUUUUAUUUUCUUAUAAUAAGAAAAUUGUCUGGCUUUGGUAUCGCGAUGAUACUGGCCUCAUAAAAUGAGCUGCUAAGUACGCCUCCCUCUUCUGUUUUCUGGAAGUCUGUAUAGAAUUGGUAUUAUUACUUCCUUGAAGUGAAGUGAAGUCGCUCAGUCGUGUCCGACUCUUUGAGACCCCUUGGACUGCAGCCCACCAGACUCCUCUCUCCAUGGGAUUCUCCAGGCA